Messenger RNA from Daldinia childiae, 2019 nucleotides. RefSeq names its product Serine/threonine-protein kinase MST20. The record is from RefSeq and is a predicted model, not a curated record. Gene Ontology annotation, cellular component: cytoplasm. The coding region runs from base 1 to 2019 and encodes 672 amino acids. Gene Ontology annotation, biological process: protein phosphorylation; intracellular signal transduction; regulation of MAPK cascade. Gene Ontology annotation, molecular function: ATP binding; protein serine/threonine kinase activity. Lineage: Eukaryota; Fungi; Ascomycota; Sordariomycetes; Xylariales; Hypoxylaceae. The transcript is spliced from 5 exons.
AUGAGCCCUCCCUUGCGACAGUCGGCUAGCUUCUCCGCCUUAGACGCCAACAUGUCAGAGAAGUCCCAUGGCGCACGUGUCAAUGAGAACCCUGUUGUCCCCCCGAAACGAUAUUCCGAUGAAUCUAAAGAUCUUAAGGGUCCCGGUGUCUUGAGAAAAAAGUCGGGCUUUUCCGGCCUCAUGAGCACAUUGGUGGGGUCGCCCAAGAAACCCGUCAUAUCGGCGCCAGAGAACCCCGUUCACGUUACCCAUGUCGGCUACGAUAGUUCCACCGGCCAAUUCACGGGCCUACCCAAAGAAUGGCAACGCCUAAUCAACGAGAGUGGUAUUCCAGAGAAUGCUCGAAGGGAAAAUCCACAGAUGAUUGCGGAUAUCGUCACAUUCUAUAAGGAAACCACAGAGAAGCCGCACGAAGAUCAGGUUCUGGAAAAGUUCCACGAUGUGAGAGCUGCUGAGCUGCGCACCCAAUCUGGUGGAAUGGCAACAUCCCCCGGCAUGUAUGCGUCAAACUAUGCGGGCACCUUCGAGAAUCCCCGCGCCCCCCCUCCGGUACCCAUACCUGGGAAGAGCCCAGUGCUGCACUCCAUUAAGGAUCACCCCAACUUGCAGCCCAGCCGACCCGCGCCGAAACCCCCUGUCUCUUUGCAGACCCGAGCUACACAGCAACUACCUUAUGCCACUACCAAAGAUUCGGGCAUCGGUAUGGCACAGGCCAGCGAAGAUGGUCACUCGACAGGAUCCCAUGUUUCGCCACCGAAGGACGGCGUCCCUAUGCUCCCCGAAGAGCACCGAUCGAGAUCGAACUCGCGAGUCAACGGGUCUCAACCCCACACACCUGUCGGCCAAUCAUCGCCGGCCGUUCAGGCGGCUUACCAGCACCAACUAAUGCAGCAGCAGCAAGAACAGGCUAUGGCACAGGCCCAGGCUGCUAUGAAAGGUCAGCUCAGUAGGUCUGCGAGUACUAAGCAGUCACCCGCGCAGCCAAUGGCUCCGAGCUCACAGCACCAAAUGGGUCGCGUCCCUGAGGCUAAUGGUACCGGUAAUACGGCCUAUGCAGCACGCGGGCCUCCAGCGCAGCAGUCACGUCCGCGCAACCGGCCGCGGCAAAGUACUAGCAUAGACGUAGCAGCAGCGCUGAAACGUAUCUGCUCCGAAGGCGACCCUCGCGAGUUAUACCGUGGCUUUACUAAGAUUGGUCAAGGUGCAUCUGGUGGUGUCUAUACCGGCCACGAGAGGGGAUCGAAUCGACUGGUAGCCAUUAAGCAAAUGAAUUUAGAGCAGCAGCCAAAGAAAGACUUGAUCAUCAAUGAAAUCUUGGUUAUGAAAGAAAGCUCACACCCGAAUAUUGUUAACUUCAUAGAUAGCUACCUAUGCGGUGGCGAGCUUUGGGUCAUCAUGGAGUAUAUGGAAGGAGGUAGUUUGACUGAUGUUGUCACUUUUAAUAUAAUGACGGAAGGGCAGAUCGCUUCAGUCUGUAGGGAAACCUUGAAAGGCCUCCAGCAUUUGCACUCGAAAGGAGUUAUACAUAGAGACAUCAAGUCUGAUAAUAUUUUGUUGUCGUUGGAUGGUAAUAUUAAGCUCACCGAUUUCGGAUUUUGCGCGCAGAUCAACGAAGCGCAUAAUAAGCGGACGACAAUGGUUGGUACGCCGUACUGGAUGGCACCGGAAGUGGUCACUAGAAAGGAGUACGGAAGGAAAGUCGACAUCUGGUCUCUAGGUAUUAUGGCUAUUGAAAUGAUAGAAGGGGAGCCGCCGUAUCUUACAGAGUCGCCGCUUCGCGCUCUAUGGUUAAUCGCUACUAACGGCACACCGCAAAUCAAAGAUGAGCAUAAUUUAUCUCCAGUAUUCCGGGAUUUCUUAUAUUUCGCCCUAAAGGUGGACCCGGAGAAGAGAGCGAGCGCACACGACUUACUUCGGCACGAAUUUAUGAAGACUUGUGUCGACCUGUCGUCUUUAUCACCACUCGUCAGGGCCGCAAGGGAAGCCCGGCUAGAAGAGAAGGCUAAUAAGGGUCAAUAA